GAAGUUGAAAAGUACACCCACCACUUAUAUUUAUCAGAUUCUCUCCUGAAAGUAGAGAGAGAAAGUGUAGGUAGAGAGAGAAAGUGAAAAAAUAGCUGUUGAGAAGGUCGGUCGGUCCAUCUCCUUCACUCUCUUUCUCUCCUCCAUUUCUCUCUUUCUCUCUCUAGAAAAUUUAUUAUUGGGAAUGUGUUUCUCUCUCUACACUUACGAAAUGCGUUUCUUUCUUCUUCUGGGUUAAUGUUGUUGAUGACCUAACUCAACUCUCUUUCUAUCUAGAGCUUUCUAUCUCUAGAAGGAAAAAAAAAAAGCAGUUACUUUUCUCUAAAAUCUCCAUUUUUUAGUUAAUUUCUCACCUCGAGAUUUAAAGGGGUUUGGUAUUUCAUCUCCAAUUUCAAAACCCAUAUCUUAAUUUCUCUAAAAACUCCCCAAUUGUACUGGGUUUUUGUUUAAUUUUAAUUUUAUAGGGUUAGGGUUUUUUGAUUUUUUGUCAAAGAGUUGAAAAUUUGGGGGAAAUUAGCUGUAGGAAUGAAAAGAGGAGGUGGUAAGCUGGAUACAUACAUGGGAGUUACACGGAAUCGAUCGGUUCAGAUUUUGGCGUUAAUGGGGUUACUGUACAUGAUCUUCAUGACUUUUGAGGUACCCUUCGUUUUCAAAAGCGUUUCGCAGGAUACUUCCGGCGUUUCGUUCCAAAAUGACGCGUUUGUAAGACCUCAGCAGCUUGAUAGUGAGGAAGAAUUGCAGGAGAAAGAAGCUCCGAUCCGACCGUUGAAAGAGCCGUUAAAACUUUCGUCAGUUUCUCCGAAACCUCAGCGUCGAAUGAGGGAGUAUAAAACCCUUUCUGGGUUGAUUUAUGAUUGGAGAGCUUUGAUUAGUACUGAACAGGACGGGUAUUUGGGGUUGCACAAUUCUGCUAUAACUGCAUUUCAGUUGGGGGAGAAGCUUUGGGAGGAUCUGAAAUCAGGGAAGAUUACAAUCGAUGUCGAAAAGGCGGCCGAGAAUCGGACUGAAAUGUCGUGUCCGAACUCGGUUUCGCUCUCCGGUGCUCAGUUUGGGAAAGGGGGGAAGGUAAUGGUAUUACCCUGUGGGUUGACAUUAGGGUCUCACAUUACUUUGGUGGCUAAACCAAGGAUAGCUCAUGCUGAAAAUAAUCCCAAGAUAUCAUUGUUGAAAGAAGGGGAUCAAAGCUUGAUGGUUUCUCAGUUUAUGUUGGAAUUGAUUGGGUUAAAAACCGUUGACGGCGAAGACCCACCGAGGAUUUUGCAUUAUAAUCCAAGGUUGAAGGGCGAUUGGAGUGCGAAGCCUGUAAUUGAGCAGAACACUUGUUAUAGGCAGCAAUGGGGAACUUCUGUUCGUUGUGAAGGAUGGAAAUCUAGUCCUGAUGAGGAAACUGUUGACGGGCUCAUUAAGUGUGAGAAAUGGAUCCGUGACGAUGAUAGUAACAAUGAAGAAUCCCGGGCUACAUGGUGGUUAAGUCGGCUAUUGAGCAGACCGAAGAAGGUGACAGUGGAUUGGCCUUUUCCAUUUGCUGAGGAUAAGCUGUUUGUGAUGACCCUCAGUGCUGGUUUGGAAGGUUAUCAUGUCAAUGUGGAUGGGAGGCACGUGACGUCCUUUCCUUACCGAACAGGCUUUUCACUUGAAGAUGCAACUGGGUUGACAUUAAAAGGAGACAUAGAUGUACAUUCUGUAUUUGCUGCUUCUUUGCCAUCAUCACAUCCUAGUUAUGCUCCACAAAGACACCUUGAGAUGUCUGAAAGAUGGCAAGCUCCGCCUCGCCCUAACGGUCCCGUGGAGCUUUUUAUUGGAAUUCUUUCUGCAGGCAACCAUUUUGCCGAAAGAAUGGCUGUUAGGAAGUCUUGGAUGCAGCAUAGAUUAAUUAGAAACUCAAAGGUCGUAGCUCGCUUUUUUGUAGCAUUGCACGGGCGGAAUGAAGUGAACGUUGAGUUGAAGAAAGAGGCAGAGUAUUUUGGUGACAUUGUCAUAGUCCCUUACAUGGAUAGUUAUGACCUUGUUGUUGUAAAAACUGUGGCUAUUUGUGAAUAUGGGGUUCGCACUGUCGCUGCAAAGUACAUCAUGAAGUGUGAUGAUGAUACCUUUGUUCGGGUUGAUGUGGUUGUUAAAGAAGCAAACAAGAUUCCCGAGGGUAGUAGCUUGUAUGUGGGUAACAUCAACUACUACCACAAGCCUUUGCGUAGUGGUAAAUGGGCUGUCACAUAUGAGGAGUGGCCAGAGGAAGAUUAUCCACCUUAUGCCAACGGACCAGGUUACACUUUGUCAGCAGAUGUCGCAAACUUCAUUGUUUCCGAGUUUGAGAAGCAUAAACUAAGGUUGUUCAAGAUGGAAGAUGUGAGUGUGGGAAUGUGGGUGGAGAAUUUCAACGCGACAAAACCAGUAGAAUACGUUCACAGCCUAAAGUUCUGUCAGUAUGGGUGUAUAGAAGACUACUAUACUGCUCAUUACCAGUCUCCUAAACAAAUGAUCUGUCUUUGGGAUAAGUUGCAACAAUUAGGGCGCCCAGUUUGCUGUAACAUGAGAUGAUACUUGCUCAAUUUCUGGGAAAAGGCCAGUCUCCCUGUUCGCUUAUCGUCGAAUAGAUAGCAAAUUUUGAAGCCAGGUUUUUGUAAAUUCUGCAAAAGGUCCUUUUAGGUUGGUUUGUUCUCUAGGACCCAUUUAGGUGCCCAGUUCCAUAUUCCAUUCAUUAUUUCUUCCCCUUUUCCACUUGCCAUUGUUGUGGCUUCUUACUUUCUUAGUGGCGCGAACGAGCCACGAAGAAGAUGAUGAUAAUGAUGAUGAUGAUGAUGAUGAGAAAUAUGGUAUGCACCCCUGGUGAACAGCCUUAUCCAGUUGGAAGGUUUUGUAAUGUAAUGUAGAGGGAAAAAAAACAGUACAAUGGAAAUGAAUACUCAACUUUCCAGUUACUGAUCAGGUGUAUAUCUAUAAAUUAUGAUGAUUGGAUAUGGAACCAUCCUAUGGUUAUUAAAUUAGAA
This is a messenger RNA of Spinacia oleracea (spinach), 2984 nucleotides long. RefSeq names its product hydroxyproline O-galactosyltransferase GALT6. Gene Ontology annotation, molecular function: carbohydrate binding; hydroxyproline O-galactosyltransferase activity. NCBI's taxonomy places the organism in Eukaryota, Viridiplantae, Streptophyta, Magnoliopsida, Caryophyllales, Amaranthaceae. The transcript has 7 exons. Gene Ontology annotation, cellular component: Golgi membrane. Bases 526 to 2535 code for a protein of 669 amino acids. The record is from RefSeq and is a predicted model, not a curated record.